UAGAAAGCUUCCCCUUCCCUCACUCUCCGAUUUCUCUUUCUUUUAUGGGUUCUCGCCGGAAAAUCAUCCUAAGUUUAGCCCAAACCGGUCCUUGCCCGCCGCCGGCCGAAACAACGGCUAAAUAGCGCUCCAUUUUACUACUCAAAAGACCAAAAUGAUAGUAAAUUUUGUCCCUGUUUUUCUAGUUUCUGUUCUGAUACUAAUAUUUGGAGUAAACUCCGAACCGGUUCAAGACAAGCAAGCUCUCCUUGCUUUCCUUUCAGAAAUCAAACACGAGAACCGGGUUCAAUGGAACUCAUCGACUUCGGCCUGCGACUGGGUCGGCGUCAAAUGCGACGGAAACCGGUCUUCCGUCUUCACUCUUCGUCUCCCGGGUGUGGGUCUCGUCGGUUCUAUUCCACCUAACACAAUCGGUCGGUUGAGCCAACUUCGGGUUUUGAGUCUACGAGCGAACCGUUUAUCCGGUGAGAUUCCGGCCGACUUCUCCAACUUGACUCUCCUCCGUAGCCUUUACUUGCAAGGUAAUAAGUUCACCGGCUCGUUCCCACCUAGUGUGACUCGUUUAACUCGGUUGGUGCGGCUCGAUCUUUCUUCCAACAAUUUCACCGGUCCCAUCCCUUUCGCCGUCAACAGUUUAACUCAACUGACCCGACUCUUCUUGCAAAACAACACCUUCUCCGGGUCUCUCCCCAGCAUCGACUCCGAUGGAUUGAAUGAUUUCAGUGUAGCUAAUAACAACCUCAACGGUUCAAUUCCCGAGUCGUUAUCUCAAUUCCCCGUAUUUUCAUUUGCCGGAAACCUUGCUCUUUGUGGAGGCCCACUGCCGCCGUGUAACCCAUUCUUCCCUCCUCCGGCGCCGUCUCCGUCCGAGCUCAUUCCACCCACAACCUCCGGUAGAAACUCCAGGAGACUUUCCACUGGCGCCAUUAUUGGCAUUGCGGCAGGUUCUGCGUUUGCAGCGUUAUUGUUACUUUUAUUCCUCAUUCUAUGCCUCCGUAAACGGAAACGGAGGCCGGCGAAGGACUCGAAGCCGUCAGCUCCGGUGACAACACGGGAUGUUCCGCCGGCGGAGGCGGGGACUUCGUCUUCGAAAGAUGAAAUAACGGGAUCAUCGAUGGAAGGGGAAAGGAACAAGCUAGUGUUCUUUGAAGGCGGAGUUUACAGCUUCGAUUUGGAGGAUUUAUUGAGAGCAUCGGCGGAAGUGUUGGGAAAAGGCAGCGUCGGGACGUCGUACAAGGCGGUGCUGGAAGAGGGGAUGACGGUGGCUGUCAAACGGCUGAAAGACGUGGCGGUCAGCCAGAGAGAGUUCGAAAUGCAGAUGGAAAUGGUGGGCAAAAUCAAGCACGAAAAUCUGGUCCCUUUGAGAGCCUUUUAUUACUCCAAAGACGAGAAAUUGCUCGUUUACGAUCUCAUGCGUGACGGAAGCUUAUCUGCUCUGCUUCACGGAAGCCGAGGCUCGGGCCGAACUCCAUUAGACUGGGAGAACCGGAUGAUGAUAGCGUUAACCGCGGCUAGAGGCCUAGCACACCUUCACGUUUCAGGAAAACUGGUCCAUGGCAACAUUAAGUCCUCCAACGUUCUUCUCCGGUCUGAUCACGAAGCUUGCAUCUCCGACUUCGGUCUCUACCCGCUCUUCGGCAACACCACUCCGCCUAGUCGCUUCGCAGGCUACCGUGCACCCGAAAUAGUAGAAACUCACAAAGUUACGUUCCAGUCCGAUGUUUAUAGCUUCGGAGUUUUAUUGCUCGAGUUAUUGACCGGCAGGGCACCUAAUCAAGCAUCGUUAGGGGAAGAAGGGAUCGAUCUUCCUCGAUGGGUCCAAUCGGUGGUUAGAGAGGAAUGGACCGCGGAGGUUUUCGAUGUCGAAUUAAUGAGACAUCAUAGCAUUGAAGAGGAAAUGGUGCAACUGUUGCAAAUUGCAAUGACUUGUGUAUCUACCGUGCCCAAUCAAAGACCCGCCAUGCCGGAAGUGUUACGUAUGAUUGAAGAUAUGAAUAGAGGCGAAACCGACGACGGAUUGAGACAAUCGUCCGAUCAUCCUUCAAAGGGUUCCGGUGGUCAUACCCCGCCCACAGAAUCAAGAACCCGGCCUUAGCCUAUUGCGCACAAAGUGUAAUUUGCUCCAAAAUUUGUGAUUUUUCUUCUCAUUUUUGAAAUUUGGGUUUUAAUUUUUAUUUCUUGAAUUUCCUUUGAAAUAAAUUUUAUAGGGUUGGUUAAUGGGAAUUUGAGUUGUUUUUUUAGGUUGAGCAGUUCCAUGAACUUAUGGACUGGAC
Messenger RNA from Hibiscus syriacus, 2273 nucleotides. RefSeq names its product probable inactive receptor kinase At2g26730. The record is from RefSeq and is a predicted model, not a curated record. The transcript has 2 exons. NCBI's taxonomy places the organism in Eukaryota, Viridiplantae, Streptophyta, Magnoliopsida, Malvales, Malvaceae. The coding region runs from base 155 to 2095 and encodes 646 amino acids. Gene Ontology annotation, biological process: protein phosphorylation. Gene Ontology annotation, molecular function: ATP binding; protein binding; protein kinase activity.